AUGGUGGGAGAGGCCGGAGAGCCCGGAGAGGCCAGAGAGGCCGGAGAGGCCGGAGAGGCCAGAGAGGUGGUAGACAUCUGGAGCUUUCAGAUUAAAAUCCCCAGCACUCUGCAUUCAACUAAUUAUCCUCAGAGCCUCGUCAGGCCUGAGACCCAGCACAUUCAUUUGGAGAUACGCACCCAGAGAGUGUCUGCUGUGAACAAGUUCGACCCUCCUCUGGAGGUGGUGGCAGCCAGGGAGCACAUGAGUCACAUGGUAUUCCAGCUGAUGCAGCCCCAGGUCAUCUACGAUAGCACCCUGCCCAGUCUGGACUCUCCCUACCCCAUGCUGGUGUUGACUGGGCCCCAGGCUUGUGGGAAGAGAGAGCUGGCUCACAAGCUCUGCCGAGAGUUCAACGACUUCUUCGCCUACGGAACCUGCCAUACCACCAGGGGUCCCUACUUUGGGGAAGAGGACGGGAGCGACUACCAUUUUGUCACGGAGGAAGACUUUCAGAACAUGAUUCACAUGGGUAAAUUCCUCCAGACGAUGCAGUAUGCGGGCCACUGGUAUGGUCUGUCUCGUGAGGCCAUAGAAGCCGUGGCCAGGGAGGGCCUGGCCUGCUGUGUGCACAUGGAGCUGGAGGGCGUGUUCAGUCUGAAGAACAGCCACUUUGAGCCGCGUUACAUCCUGAUGAUCCCCACAGACAAGGAGCAGUACGGCAGGCGGCUGAGGACCAGAGCUCUGUACACCCGGACCCAGAUAGAUAAGGCUGUAGCCCGCGUGGAUACAUACGCCCUGAUCAACAGAGAACGCCCAGGCUUCUUCGACAACGUCAUCCCCUGUGAUGAGCCAGUGGAGGCAUACAGAACCCUGAGGCAGGUGGUGAAGGACUAUCUGGGAGUGGAGGAGCAGGGAGGAGAGGACCAGAGCACCACAGACAACACCUCCACAGAGUUGAAGAGGUACUCCUUAAUGGACGAGGCGCCCCCAGCCCCCUCCACCAGGCCAGAGACAGUCUUUAUGUCCCGCUCCGCUCCAGACAUGGACCCCUCGGACCACAACUGUAGGAAGUACUACAACAAGGUUCAGGCCCAGCUCACCCCACAGAAGACCUCGGCAGAGCUGGCCUCCAUCCACAGACGGCAGCAGCUGGUCAGAGAGGCUCUGAUGGGUAAGAGUCCCAGAGCCUACACCCAGCUCUUCAACAGGAGUGUUCACACAGCUCCAUCAUCAUUGGCCUCUCAGAUGCAGCGGGACCCCGCCCUCUCAUCCCCCAUGAUGCCUAGAGCCAGCCAUGACGGACAACACAACCACUCAGAGAAUAACAGCUCUGAUGACUCCCGUGCUAGUUCUGGCCUGUCGUUUCCCAGCUCAGCAGGGGCCUUCUCAGAGACAGCAGGGCCAGCCGGGUGUUCAGACCUGGGCUUGGACACCACCGUGGAGCACCUGGAUAUCUCCUCUCUGGGACACAACCUGGACAUGCUGAAAGAUCAAGUAGAAUCUGGCCACACUCCUGACGCCCCUCGCCCCGGCUCCGAGCUUCUCUCUCCGGGCGCCACCGCCACCAUGGCACGCCCAGGCUCCAACGCCAAACCCAUCCUGCCACCUAUCCUGUCCGGACGCAAGACCCCCGGACCCAGCCCUAAGCCCCAAACCCUGAGACAGGAGGGAGAUGAGGAGUGAAGAGGUACAGGAGGCAGGGAGAGGAGGAGGAGUGUAGAGGUACAGGAGAGAUGGAGAGGAGGUGUGAAGAGGUACAGGAGAGAGGGAGAGGAGAAACAGGAAUGAGGGAGAGGAGGAGGUGUGAAGAGGUACAGGAGAGAGGAAGAGGAGGUGUGAUGAGGUACAGGAGAGAGGGAGAGGAGGAGUGAAGAGGUAGAGGAGAGAGGAAGAGGAGGAGUGAAGAGGUACAUGAGAGAGGGCGAGGAGGAGUGAAGAGGUACAGAAGAGAGGGAGAGGAGGAGUGAAGAGGUACAUGAGGGGGGGAGAGGAGGAGUGUAGAGGUACAGGAGAGAGGUAGAGGAGGAGUGAAGAGGUACAGAAGAGAGGGAGAGGAGGAGAGGAGGAGUGAAGAGGUACAUGAGAGAGGGCGAGGAGGAGUGAAGAGGUACAGAAGAGAGGGAGAGGAGGAGUGAAGAGGUACAUGAGGGGGGGAGAGGAGGAGUGUAGAGGUACAGGAGAGAGGUAGAGGAGGAGUGAAGAGGUACAGAAGAGAGGGAGAGGAGGAGUGAAGAGGUACAUGAGAGAGGUAGAGGAGGAGUGAAGAGGUACAUGAGAGAGGUAGAGGAGGAGUGAAGAGGUACAUGAGAGAGAAAGAUGAGGAGUGAAGAGGUACAUGGAAGAGGAGGAGUGAAGAGGAGGAGUGAAGAUAUACAGAAAAGAGGUUGAGGAGGAGUGAAGAGGUACAUGAGAGAGGUAGAGGAGGAUAUGAAGAGGUACAGAAGAGAGGGAGAGGAGGAGUGAAGAGGUACAUGAGAGAGGUAGAGGAGGAGUGAAGAGGUACAGAAGAGAGGGAGAGGAGGAGUGUAGAGGUACAGAAGAGAGAAAGAGGAGGAGGGAAGAGGUACAUGAGAGAGGAAGAGGAGGAGUGAAGAGGUACAGAAGAGAGGUAGAGGAGGAGUGAAGAGGUACAUGAGAGAGGUAGAGGAGGAUAUGAAGAGGUACAGGAGAGAGGAAGAGGUACAUGAGAGAGGAAGAGGUUGAGUGUAGAGGUACAGGAGAGCGAGAGGGACAAGUAGAUGCUCUUAAGAGUUGAAAGUUCACACAGAGAUUGAACAAUGAUGGACACAUUCACCUGACUUUUCUGAAUAAAGACGUACCUGUGUGUUAGCUGGUCCAGAUGGGGUCAUUCAUUCACUAAUAAUAUAGUCACAGGAUAGAAUAAUAAGAAUGUAAGGACAUUACACCAAAUAUAAUGAUUCCCUGCUUCAACUCAAACCGAAACAUACAUUAUAAUACAUUUAGUCAAUGACAUGUGCCAAACUCUUGACUUCUCAGUCUUGCUAUUGGGCUCCCGAGUGGCGCAGCGAUCACUGCAUCUAAGUGCUAGAGGCGUCACUACAGACCAUGGUUCGAUUCCAGGCUGUAUCACAACCGGAAGGGAUUGGGAGUCCCAUAGGGCGGCACACAAUUGGCCCAGCGUUGUUAGGGUUUGUCCGGAGUAGAAAGUCAUUGUAAGUAAGAAUUUGUUCUUAACUGUCUUGCCUAGUUAAAUAAAGGUUAAAUAAAUAAAAUAUUGACUACAUAAUCUAUUGUUGUUGCUAUAACCUGUACUGCAAUGCAGAAAGAUAUCCUGGACAGUCACUCAUUAAUAAAGAUGAUUACAGUAUAAUAAGAGAGAUAAUUGAGCUGUUCUUCAAUCGCUGCCAAAGGGUGAGUUAUCUGUGUGCUCUGUUGCAGGGCUGGGUAUCUACUGUAUAAGGGAUAGUUAUCUGUGCUCUGUUGCAGGGCAGGGUAUCUACUGUAUAAGGGAUAGUUAUCUGUGUGCUCUGUUGCAGGGCUGGGUAUCUACUGUAUAAGGGUGAGUUAUCUGUGUGCUCUGUUGUAGGGCAGGGUAUCUACUGUAUAAGGGUGAGUUAUCUGUGUGCUCUGUUGCAGGGCUGGGUAUCUACUGUAUAAGGGUGAGUUAUCUGUGUGCUCUGUUGUAGGGCUGGGUAUCUACUGUAUAAGGGAUAGUUAUCUGUGUGCUCUGUUGCAGGGCUGGGUAUCUACUGUAUAAGGGAUAGUUAUCUGUGUGCUCUGUUGCAGGGCUGGGUAUCUACUGUAUAAGGGUGAGUUAUCUGUGUGCUCUGUUGCAGGGCUGGGUAUCUACUGUAUAAGGGUGAGUUAUCUGUGUGCUCUGUUGUAGGGCAGGGUAUCUACUGUAUAAGGGUGAGUUAUCUGUGUGCUCUGUUGCAGGGCUGGGUAUCUACUGUAUAAGGGUGAGUUAUCUGUGUGCUCUGUUGCAGGGCUGGGUAUCUACUGUAUAAGGGUGAGUUAUCUGUGUGCUCUGUUGCAGGGCAGGGCUGGGUAUCUACUGUAUAAGGGUGAGUUAUCUGUGUGCUCUGUUGCAGGGCAGGGCUGGGUAUCUACUGUAUAAGGGUGAGUUAUCUGUGUGCUCUGUUGCAGGGCAGGGCUGAGGUAUCUACUGUAUAAGGGUGAGUUAUCUGUGUGCUCUGUUGCAGGGCUGGGUAUCUACUGUAUAAGGGAGAAUUAUCUGUGUGUUCUGUUGCUGGGCUGAGGUAUCUACUGUAUAAGGGUGAGUUAUCUGUGUGCUCUGUUGCAGGGCUGGGUAUCUACUGUAUAAGGGUGAGUUAUCUGUGUGUUCUGUUGCAGGGCUGGGUAUCUACUGUAUAAGGGAGAGUUAUCUGUGUGCUCUGUUGUAGGGCAGGGCUGGGUAUCUACUGUAUAAGGGAGAGUUAUCUGUGUGCUCUGUUGCAGGGCAGGGCUGGGUAUCUACUCUAUAAGGGUGAGUUAUCUGUGUGCUCUGUUGCAGGGCUGGGUAUCUACUGUAUAAGGGUGAGUUAUCUGUGUGUUCUGUUGCAGGGCUGGGUAUCUACUGUAUAAGGGAGAGUUAUCUGUGUGCUCUGUUGCAGGGCAGGGCUGGGUAUCUACUGUAUAAGGGUGAGUUAUCUGUGUGCUCUGUUGUAGGGCAGGGCUGGGUAUCUACUGUAUAAGGGUGAGUUAUCUGUGUGUUCUGUUGCAGGGCUGGGUAUCUACUGUAUAAGGGAGAGUUAUCUGUGUGUUCUGUUGCAGGGCAGGGCUGGGUAUCUACUGUAUAAGGGUGAGUUAUCUGUGUGCUCUGUUGUAGGGCAGGGCUGGGUAUCUACUGUAUAAGGGUGAGUUAUCUGUGUGCUCUGUUGUAGGGCAGGGCUGGGUAUCUACUGUAUAAGGGAGAGUUAUCUGUGUGCUCUGUUGCAGGGCAGGACUGGGUAUCUACUGUAUAAGGGAGAGUUAUCUGUGUGUUCUGUUGUAGAGCAGGGCUGGGUAUCUACUGUAUAAUGUGCCUUACGGUUCCCACUGUAGUAGAGAGCUGAUUCACCUAACCUAGCCAUGCUUAGAUGCAGCCCCUUCACACACACACACAGCCCCUUCACACACACACACCAAAGAGGCCUUUCCUUCAUGUUAUCUCUUAGCCCUAGUAUCACCACAUUCAGAGUAGUAAUAUGGUAUCAUUUCCACUGACUCAGGGGUGAUUAGGACUCUCACGGUGUAAUAAUCUCAUCAAAUUGAAAAUGCUGCUAUUAUCUGGUCUUUUAUGUGUCUGUUGUCAGGGCGAUAAACAGUUCAUCACUGACUCUGUAUCUCUUUGUACUAGAAUAAAUCAUAUUCCGAGACAUUUGAAGAGAUAGACGGGUAUUAAACUGCAAACUGUCAAA
Salvelinus fontinalis (brook trout) is the source of this 5342-nucleotide messenger RNA. Its product is annotated as leucine-rich repeat and guanylate kinase domain-containing protein-like. Bases 1 to 1665 code for a protein of 554 amino acids. The record is from RefSeq and is a predicted model, not a curated record. NCBI's taxonomy places the organism in Eukaryota, Metazoa, Chordata, Actinopteri, Salmoniformes, Salmonidae. The transcript is spliced from 12 exons. Gene Ontology annotation, molecular function: GMP kinase activity. Gene Ontology annotation, cellular component: cytosol.